GGGAAAAUAUUAUUAAAAUAAUGAUCUAAAAAACUUAGUAAAAUCCAAAUUGAGUUGUGUCCAAAAUAAUCAUGGAUUCUACACCAAGUGUUCCUGCAUCAACUCCUUCUACAUCUUCGGCUGAUCCUACUGCAUCAGUUAAUCUUUCAGCACCAUCUGCUCCUGCUGAUCCUACAAAAUCAUCUUGUUCUACAUCAUCGGUUGAUCAUACAUCAUCAAUGUUGGAAUAUGAAAACCAGAUUUUUCUUGACAUGUACCAGGAAAAUGCCCUUCUUGUUAUGUGUGAGGGUCUUGGGUUGGAUCGAAUAUUCCUCAACUUCUUGCGUCUUUAUUCCGAUCUCAAGGAACUUGUCUUUGUGUUAAACACUGAUCAGUUGCAGCAGGAAUAUUAUAUCGAAAAAUUGAGGUCUCUGGGAGUAAAUCAGCUUCCGUGCAUCAUGACAUCCGAGUACGGAGCACAAGAGAGGAAGAGGAUGUAUGCUAGAGGUGGGAUCUUUUUUGCAUCUUCCCGCAUCCUCGUCAUGGACCUGCUGGUGGAUCGUAUACCCGUUCAUCUUGUUUCCGGGAUGCUGGUGACAAAAGCUCACAAAAUGGCGGAUGCAUGUCAGGAACCUUUUAUUCUGCGUUUAUUCCGACAGAAAAACAAAGAAGGAUUUAUCAAGGGUUUCACAGAUAACCCGGUUGCAUUGGUUGGGGGUUACAGCAGGAUGGAAAAAGUUAUGAAAAAUAUGUUCGUGGGAAAAGUUUUCUUAUGGCCGCGUUUUCACCUCAAUAUUAUUGAGUGUAUGGACAAGCGUAAGCCUGAAGUAAUAGAGAUAGGAGUUGAGUUAACAAACUCCAUGAAAAUAAUUCAAACUUCGUUGCUUGAGAUUGUGUCGGCGUGUUUGAAGGAGCUAAAGUCCAACAAUCCUGGUGUAAAUUGCUUUUGGGUUAAUUGUCUGCCAUUUCCGAAGUGGGAAAUUCUCCUCGAAAUUUUGGAUGAAAUUCGUGAAGCUAAUAAACAAACAGAGAAAACAGAACUUGGAGAGGGUAAAGUUCUGAUAUGUGUAAGUGAGAUGAGAGGAAUCUACAUGAUCCGAGAUUUCCUCAAGUUUGGAACACGAGCAGCUUUGUUGAGGAUUUACAACAAAGCGUUUAAGAAGUCUCUGCUUAUCCCAACUGAUGAGGGAAACACCAAAGAUGAUCUGUUAAAAAAGAAGAAAAAGUCGAGUGAGAUCCCAACUCCUCCAGACUCGUGUGAGGACAUCUUCCCUAACUCCAAAGAUGAUAGGAAGACUUUAGAAGAGAAUGAAGAGAUUGAUGCGAUCCGAUACCGGAGAAUGAAAGUCCUUGAUUCCCCGGAAACCCAUCUUCACGCUCUUCACGGGAAUCCUGAUCCUUACAUCUUGUCUCGAGCGUUAGAAGAGAUACAACCAAGAUAUGUGAUCUUAUACGACUCUAGCAUCCACUUUGUUCGUCAGCUUGAGGUGUACAAAGCAUGUCGGCCAGGAAUUCCCCUUCGUGUAUAUUUCCUAACUUUCCAAUCCUCAGCGGAAGAACAAGUUUAUUUAACAUCUUUACGAAGAGAGAAAGAAGCUUUUCAUUCUCUCAUCCAAGAAAAAGCGACAAUGGUAAUCCCAAAAGAGAGAGAAGGGAAAAACAAGGACGAUCCUCAGUUUGAAAGAAACGUGAAACCAGCGUAUGAAAUAAACUCUCGUAAAGCUGGAGGACAAGGUGGUUUAGUUGAAGACAAGAAACAAACCAUUGUUGUCGACAUGCGAGAGUUCCGUAGCGAGCUUCCAUCUUUGCUCCACAAGAGGGGGAUAGAGAUUGAACCGAUAACGAUUGAGGUUGGAGAUUACAUUUUGACGCCAAAUAUCUGCGUUGAACGGAAGAGUUUAAGCGAUCUGAUUGGUUCGUUGGGCAGUGGUCGUCUCUAUACACAAUGUGUCGCCAUGAGUCGGCAUUAUUCACAACCUAUGUUGCUUAUUGAGUUCGAUGCAAACAAAGCUUUCUCUUUCCAAGCACGAGGAGUUGCAGGGGCAACACUGACAUUGAAGGAACUUAACCAGAAGUUGACGUUACUUCUACUUCACUUUCCUAAGUUAAGACUAGCUUGGUGUUCCUCACCUUCUACAGCAGCUGAGUUGUUUCAUGACCUCAAACUUACAAGAGAGCAACCAGACCCAGAGAAAGCUGCUGCCAUUGGAGCAUCAGAACCUGACGGAUCAUCAGAUGAGAAAUACAACACCGCCCCUUAUGACUUUCUUCUCAAACUUCCAGGAAUAAACAGCAAGAACUGUCGUAGCAUUCUUCAUCAUGUGACUGAUCUUCGUCAUCUUUGUCGGCUCUCUGAGGAACAACUGGAGGAACUUCUGUCGAGCAAGAUCAACGCACGGCAGCUGUAUGAGUUCUUGCACGAAAAAUACGACGCCAGCACCUCAAAAAGUACGGACACCUCAGCGAAAAUGAAAUCUAAACGACCGUUUGGAGGCGGGAAGAAACCGUUCAACAAGUUCAAGAAAAAGUAAAGCGGACGGUCAUAUUUUGUGCGGUAUUUCCCCUUUCCGAUGUGCAAUUUCUACAUUUAAAUUAUUUUCUAAUACAACUUAUAAGCACUGUACGUGCGUUGCGUUAAAUUUUCAGAUCAAAAUGACGAUGCGACUCUAUGGUCAGCAAUCAACGCGCGCUCGACCGACCGUAUGAGGCCUAUAUGCAUUGUCCGUCACGAAAACAAUUGUCGCUUCAUAAUAGCUCGUGUUUUUCGGGUCAAAGCAUCAGAAAAGCGACACCGCACCUCCCCACGUUGCGCUUCGUUCUACGCCGACCUCCUUUGCAUUAUAAGUAAGCAUCCCGAACGUUGAACCGUAUCGGAACUUUAAUCCUGGAAAGCAAAAGACGGCAUUGUUUAUCUGGAUGAAAUGAGCCAGAUGAGCCGUUAAAAGAAUAUUUUCAUUAUGCCUGGUAUAGCAGAAGUAACAGAACAUUGAUUGUUCUGACCUGGACCGCUUCUGAGAAGACCUAGGUUUCAGUAACUGAUAGCACAAGGAAAGAAACGUAUUCAUGCUCACUACGGGUUAAGGGUCAAACCCUACCGGUAGGUACCAUAGACAGAAGGUCAAAAGAAUCAGUUAAACAGCAGUGUAUUAAAUAGGAUAUAUCAUCGAUGUUGUUGUAAGGUUAAAGGGUUAAAUAUACUUAACAGAAACAC
Ciona intestinalis (vase tunicate) is the source of this 3190-nucleotide messenger RNA. Lineage: Eukaryota; Metazoa; Chordata; Ascidiacea; Phlebobranchia; Cionidae. The record is from RefSeq and is a predicted model, not a curated record.